AAGCAAUUACACAUGGAUAACGGGACAACAUUCGAAUGGAAAAACUGUGCAGACGAGAAUGCAUUUAUUAUAUUUUCGUACGUUUUAUUUUCGGUGAUUUUCUUCCCGACCAUAUUUGGAAAUAUACUCAUUAUUGUGAGCAUUUGUAAGUUUCGGCAUCUCCGCUCCAAUAUGCACAUUUUGAUAGGAAAUUUAGCAGUCUCAGACCUAAUUAUUGCUGUGUCAAUAAUCUUGCAGGUUGUUGGAAACUUCCGGGAAGAGUUAGUAACAAAUAAAUAUUUUUGUCUGGGACAGAAUGCAGUAUUUGUGAUUUCAUUAGGAACAUCGUCUUACAAUAUGCUGACAAUAUCUAUAGAAAGAUUCCUGGCGGUGAAAUUUCCUUUAAAACAUAGAAUUAUGUUUACAAGACGCACUAGCUACAUUUUGAUUAUUGUUUGUUGGAGUUACCAUUCCCUUUUUGCGUCGUUGCCCCUACUGGGCUGGAAUAAUUUCCACGAUGAUGUUUUAGUAUGUGACACCGAUUUAGUCUGGACAAGGGAGUAUGACAUUAUACUCUUUGCCGGACUUUUAAUAGUUGUUAUUGUAAAUGGAUUACUGUGCGGAUACAUGAUGAAAAUAAUUGUGGAAAAAGGAAAAAUAGUUCGAUACAAUUCAUCCGAUUCUUUCAAAAAUCAAAGGAUUCUUGGAAAUUUCAAAAGAACUAAAAUGACCUUGAUAAUUUUUGGCGUGUUUGCAUUAAGUUGGACGCCAUAUUUGAUAGUGUCGUUGAUCCUGUCAUUUGAAAAUAAACCCGCUAUAAGAUGUAGUAGACAGUGGUGUAUAUGUCUUGGGAUCAUUAAUUCUGCAACAAACUGGAUAAUAUACGGGCUUGCCAACAGAAGUUUCAGAGAAGCAUUCAAGGCAGUUCUUAAGGGUCGCCGCCUUGUUCAUUUUAGAGGAUCAUUGUCUAAUCUGUAGAUAACACUGGCGGCUUUCAUUGAUACGUAAUAAAACAAGAGCUGUCAGAAGGACAGCGCGCUCGACUUUUUUAGUGCUUGCCUAUAAAACAAAACUUUGACAGUUAAGGGCACACAAGACUUUAACUAGGAAUUUCUAAGUACAAAUCAAGAAACAUUUUCACAGAGUUAUCUUCUCUUGCUUACAGAUAGGUCUCA
Molecule: messenger RNA, 1154 nt
Organism: Ruditapes philippinarum (Manila clam)
Lineage: Eukaryota; Metazoa; Mollusca; Bivalvia; Venerida; Veneridae
Product: octopamine receptor-like
Exons: 1
Coding region: 13-957 (314 amino acids)
Biological process (GO): G protein-coupled receptor signaling pathway
Cellular component (GO): membrane
Molecular function (GO): G protein-coupled receptor activity
Source: RefSeq, a predicted model, not a curated record